AGUUGGGGCGAGUUAGUUCUAGCAGCCGGGUCCUCGAACCCAGCGGAGAGUUUGUGGACUGGGUCUCCUAACGUUCUCGCUGGCCAGCCACAGCCUGCCCGGAGUUGGACUACAUUUCCCAGAGCCACCGCGUCCCGAACGCGGCUUCAUUUCCGUUUGUUCGCGCGACUUGGGGACCUCGCGUGGGGAGAGGGCUGCGUCUGUGGAGGAGUUUGGCCUGGCUCCCGCAGGGCGGGCGAACCCGAAACCGGGCUGGGAUCCCGGGCACCAGGUCCUGGACCCUGAACUGCACCCUCUGUCGAGCGCCCAGAGGAAGAAAGAAUGGCUGUUAUACAAUCAGAAGCAAGCUCCAAGUACUGCCUUUUCCAGACUCUGUGCUUUUCUAAGAUAGGAAUCCAGAAGAUGAUCGAUCAUUUCUUGCAGCUGUAAAAACCAUGGCUCAGAGAUCAGUGAUGUUCAGGGAUGUUGCCAUUGACUUCUCUCAGGAAGAGUGGGAAUGCCUGGACUCUGCACAAAGGGAUUUGUAUAGAGAUGUGAUGUUGGAGAACUAUAGUAACUUGGUGUCACUAGGUGGUGCCCUCUGAAUCCUGGCCGAAGCAAAUGCAAAUUCUCUCUGGAGGAAAGUAAGAGGGCUUUUAGAAUUCUCACAAAUUAAUCAACAAAAGAUGAGCUCACAAAGAUCAUCAGACCCACGAGGAAACAGGUCACAGACUUGCCUUCAAGGGGUGCAAACAAGGACUUAACUCCAAAAGAGGACACUUAUGAAACAGAAUUAUCCCAAUGGGAAAUGAGUGACAGGCUUGAAAACUGUGAUCUUGAGGAGUCCAAUUCCAGAGAUUAUUUGGAAGUCAAAGGCACAUUGGAAAAGCAACAAGAAAAUCAGGAGGAAUAUUUCAGUCAAGGGAUGAUCAUAUAUGAAAAAAUGUCUAUUUUCAAUCAGCAUACUUAUUUAUCUCAACUUCCCAGGUGUCAUUCUACUGAGAAACCCUAUAAAUGUAAGGAAUGUGGGAAGGCUUUUAGACGAGCCUCACACCUAACUCAACAUCAGAGUAUUCAUACUGGUGAAAAACCCUAUGAAUGUAAGCAAUGUGGGAAGGCCUUUAGUCGUGAUUCACAACUCAGUCUUCAUCAGAGACUUCAUACUGGUGAGAAACCCUAUGCAUGCAAGGAAUGUGGGAAAGCCUUUACUCAGAGCUCACAACUUAUUUUACAUCAUAGGAUUCAUACUGGUGAAAAACCAUAUAAAUGUGAAGAAUGUGGGAAAGCCUUUAUUCGAAGCUCACAACUCACCCGACAUCAAAAAGUCCAUACUGGGGAGAAACCUUAUGAAUGUAAAGAAUGUGGGAAGGCCUUUACUCAGAACUCACAACUUACUCUGCACCAGAGACUUCAUACUGGUGAGAAACUCUAUGAAUGUAAAGAAUGUAGAAAGGUCUUUACGCAGCUCUCACAACUUAUUCUUCAUAAGAGAAUUCAUACCGGUGAAAAACCCUAUGAAUGUAAGGAAUGUGGCAAAGCUUUUAUUUGUGGCUCACAGCUUUCUCAACAUCAGAAAAUUCAUAAUGGGGAAAAGCCAUACGAAUGUCAGGAAUGUGGAAAGGCUUUUAUUCGCGGCUCAUUACUUAUGCAACAUCAGAGGAUUCAUACUGGUGAAAAACCCUAUAAAUGUGAAGAAUGUGGGAAGGCCUUUAUCCGUGGCUCACAACUUACUCAACACCAGAGAAUUCAUACCAAUGAGAAGCCCUAUGAAUGUAAGGAAUGUGGAAAGACCUUUAGUCAUGGCUCACAACUUACUCAACAUCAGAGAAUUCAUACUGGUGAGAAACCCUAUCAGUGUAAGGAAUGUGGAAAGGCCUUUAAUCGUGGCUCCCUCCUUACUCGACAUCAAAGGAUUCAUACUGGUGAAAAACCCUAUGAGUGUAAAGAAUGUGGAAAGACCUUUAGUCGUGGCUCAGAACUUACUCAACAUGAGAGAAUUCACACUGGUGAGAAACCCUAUGAGUGUAAGGAAUGUGGGAAGUCUUUUAUUCGUGGCUCACAGCUUACUCAACAUCAGAGAAUUCAUACUGGUGAGAAACCCUAUGAAUGUAAAGAAUGCAGAAUGGCCUUUACGCAGAGUUCACAUCUUUCUCAACAUCAGAGACUUCAUACUGGUGAGAAACCCUACAUAUGUAAUGAAUGUGGGAAGGCCUUUGCUCGUGGCUUACUACUUAUACAGCAUCAGAGAAUUCAUACAGGUGAGAAACCAUAUCAGUGUAAGGAAUGUGGGAAGGCCUUUAUUCGUGGUUCACAACUUACUCAACAUCAGCGAAUUCACACUGGAGAAAAACCCUAUGAAUGCAAGGAAUGUGGGAAGGCCUUUAGUCACGGUUCUCAACUUACUCUACAUCAGAGAAUCCAUACUGGUGAGAAACCCUAUGAAUGCAAAGAGUGUAGAAAAGCCUUUACUCAGAGCUCACAUCUUUCUCGACAUCAGAGAGUUCAUACUGGUGAGAAACCAUAUCAGUGUAAGGAAUGUGGGAAGGCCUUUACUCGUGGUUCACAACUAACUCAACAUCAAAGGGUUCAUAUCAGUGAGAAAUCUUUUGAAUAUAAGGAAUGUGAAAUAGACUUCAGUCAUGGCUCACAAGUUUAUAUAUGAAUUAUCUGAUGCUUGUGACUAAUAUAGAGAGCCUUCUCUGGUCAUUAAUUCAUUAUCAUCAAAGAAUUCUUAAAAUGUGAAUAUUCAAACACAUUUGCUUCAUAAAGUUCAGCAUCAGUGAAUUUGUAUGGGGGAAAGAUAAUGAUAAUGUAAUCCAUCUAGAAAAACCUACUAAACUUUAGCAAAUUAUAAUAGAGAAUAAUUCUGUUAAUGUAAAUAUAGGAAGACUUUUAGCCAUAGCAUAUGUCUUUUUCAACAUUAUCUUGACUCAGUUGAUUUCCUUUGUGACAUUUAACAUGAUAACUAACCACUGCUUUGGUUUAAUCAAUUAUCAGAUAGACCUAAGACUAAUUCCUUGUAAGAUUCUUGGAAGUAUUAUGUAAGUUAUUACAUAAUAAAGUUCUUAGGACAGUGCCUUCAACAUAGCAUAUCACAGAUAUAAGCUAUCAUUAUGACUCAUGUUAUUUUAGAGAAUUUGCAUGAGAGGAGGACAUUUAUUAGUAUAAUGAAUGUUGAGAAUCUUUCAUUAACAUUUAACCCUGAUUUUCUGAGUGGGGGGCACUGUAUGCUGUAAUGAAUAUGAGAAAACUUUCAUUCACAUCUCAUCCCAUAUGGUGUACGAGGAAAUUCAUAGUGUAAAAAAAAAACCCUGUACAUUUAAUCAGUGGAUUGUUGAAGAGGUGUGAAGUGAAUUGUAACAAAGUCCAAAAGCUCAUAUUUUCUACCAUCUCUGACCACAGUUCAAAAAUGUUACUUAGAAAUGAAAAAAAUUGGAUAGCCAAAAUAAAUCUUUAUACUAGGAAAUUUUUAAAAACUUGAAUGCACAGCUUUUGAAUUAAACUAAAAAACUGACAUUAUAGACUAUUUUGCAAUGAAAACUGAUAAGAAUCUGUGUCAGAGACUGCUAUUUCCCUACCCAAUAUUCAUUUUCCCUUCUUCAGCAAUAGAAUUCUUGGCUGAAAAGCUGUCUCAGCCUCCCUUGCAGAUCCACAAGAUGUAAGUGGUGUUUGUAUGAAUAGGACAUUUAAGAAAUCCUUAUUUCCUCUCUGCACUUUUUUGUUUCCCUGCCUACAAUGUGGAUAUUUAAUCUGCACCUCUGGCAAUUUUAUGGGGACUUUGAGAAUGGUAUCUGGGUAUUAAGGAUGUUGGAGCAGAAAUACAGAACAUGUCUACACCUAUGCUGAUUUUAUGAAACAGCCAUACAAAUUCGGGUCUGCUUGCCUUCUGUAUUUCUUUAUAUAAAAUUAAACUUCUUAUUUGUUGA
Messenger RNA from Balaenoptera musculus (blue whale), 3905 nucleotides. It is a transcript of the gene ZNF420, whose product is annotated as zinc finger protein 420. The record is from RefSeq and is a predicted model, not a curated record. Gene Ontology annotation, cellular component: nucleus. The transcript is spliced from 6 exons. Gene Ontology annotation, biological process: negative regulation of transcription by RNA polymerase II. Lineage: Eukaryota; Metazoa; Chordata; Mammalia; Artiodactyla; Balaenopteridae. Gene Ontology annotation, molecular function: RNA polymerase II cis-regulatory region sequence-specific DNA binding; DNA-binding transcription repressor activity, RNA polymerase II-specific; DNA-binding transcription activator activity, RNA polymerase II-specific. The coding region runs from base 788 to 2641 and encodes 617 amino acids.